GCGGCGGCGCGCGGUGCUGCCGCCCGCAGCCCGGCAUGGAGGAGGACGAGGCGGGCGCGGAGCCGCGGGGCUCCCGCCGGCGCUCGCCCAGCCCCGGCCGCCUGGACGUGAGCUCCAACCGCUUCGACCCGCUGCUGGCGCUCUACUCGCCGAACACGCCGCUGCCCUUCCCCGCCGCGCCCUGCUUCAACAACCUCGCCGAGUACGAGAGCUUCCAGCGCGGCCUGCGCCGCCCGGGCGCCCGCCGCGGUGCCGCCCCCGCCCGCCGCGGUGCCGCCACCGCCCGCGCGUCCCGCCGGGGCCGGCCGGCCGCCGACCCCGAGCGCAUCCAGCGCCUCCGCAGCCUCAUGGUCAACCCGGGCCCCGAGCAGGAGGCGGCUGAAGGCGGAACGGCGACGCGGCGGCGCCGGGCACCGCGCAAUGUCCUCACCAGGAUGCCCCUCCAUGAGGGCAGCCCGCUGGGGGAACUUCACCGCUGUGUCCGAGAUGGUGUCAGAAUUAAUGUCCACAUCCGCACCUUCAAAGGCCUUCGUGGAGUCUGCACAGGGUUUCUGGUUGCAUUUGACAAAUUCUGGAAUAUGGCCCUGACAGAUGUGGAUGAGACUUACAGGAAACCAGUAAUGGGCAAAGCCUUCUAUGCAGAACCUCAGCUCUCACUGACCCGACUGUUUGACAGACUCAAGCUGCAGGAGUCCUCGGGGAAGAAGGGAGCUGCCUCAAAGACUGUCUCAGAGGAGCUGGCCCUGACAAAUGACUCUCAGACACUGAGCCUGAAAGCUGGAUCUGGACGAGGGAGAGCAGAGGAGGAGCGUGAGAGGCAGAAACACUCGGGCAGAGCUGCAGAGAAGAAGGCCCCAGGUGACAGAAGUGACGCUGAUGUGGGCAGCAGGACUGCCCACGCAGAGGGGGCCGGUGCUGGUGGGGCCCGAGCAAGGAGCCAGUCCCGGAGGAGGAGGAGGCCCAAGGUGGAUUAUCAGCAGGUGUUCACACGCCACAUAAACCAGAUCUUCAUUCGAGGAGAGAAUGUCUUGCUUGUCCAUUUAGCACAUUGACUUGGCUGAGCCUUUGUCAGAGUAUUUAUUUGAUAGCAUGACUUGCUGCUGCAGCUCCCAUUGCUAUUUCGAGUUGUCAUUGAGUAGGAUGGUGCCGUGGCUGGCUCCCCAUUGCCACCACAAGGCAGGGGAAAGAAUUGUAACUUGAGCAUCCUGGGCUUGAUGCCAAAGCAGCCUCCUUAGACCCUGCUGGGGGUCUCAGGGGAAGGUCAGCAAUGCAGUUGUUUCUGUGAUAUGAGGGAGUUAGGCACACAUCCCACUGUUCUUAAAAGGAAGCUAAAUGGAGAGGGUUGUGAGAAUUUUGGUGUACUCUGUUACAGGAGCUGCUUGUGGCACACAUUUAAGAAUAAGAUCUGGACCUGCAAUAAAUCAGAAAUGCUCUUUUGCACAUUCUGAGUAACAUCAAGAGGAAAUUGCUAUUGAAACCGACAGUUUAUCUGCUGCUGUUACAUGGAUGUCCUCUUUUCCAGACAUAAUUCCAACAGUAAUUUUAAUAUAAUUUAUAGGACAUUGGAGUCACAUCCUGCUGAUGACUACUGGCUCUGCCAUAGUUAGCUCUGUAAUGCCCUAUGUGAUAGAAAACUUCUUAAUUGGAAUCUUUUAAUGUAGGUGAUGGCAGGACUGUAACUUGUUUCCAGCACCAAAGCUUAGGCACUUUGUAAUGCUGUGCUUUGGCCCUGUGUCACCAGCAAGCAGAUGAUGUAGCUGAUCCAGAGACCUCCCUGUCUGGAGUUUAUCUGUGGGUGAAGAUGGAAAACUAUCCUUUUGUAUUUCACCCACUUGCUACUUGGUGUAACAGUGAAUCUGGCAAAGAUUUGGUUUUUCUCAGGUGUGUUUGUGCUGAGCACACCUGUCCUGUGUUUAAACACCUUUCAGGCUCUCUCUAUUGAAAGCAGAGCUGCUGUGUCUCCAGCAGUUCUCAUGGAGCAGGAAUCCUCAUGGGUCUUUCCUGCCCAUGUGAGGGAUGCAUAUCUAAUUCCAUUUGAGCUUUGGAGAUGUGCCUGAAGAGGUUUUGAAGUCUAGAAGUCAAACCUAACUCAUCAGUGUUUCAUUUUAGCAAGGCUGUUGAAUUAUUGCAGGUCAGGCCAGGGUUCUGCAGGUAUAAACUACUUUCCAAAAAACCUGCCUGCAGAAGUUUGAGGGUAAAUGAAGCUGUUCCAUUGUGUAGUCUGUUCCCUUUGUUGUCAAAGGAGAUUUCAUGCUGCUAUUCUGUAUUCAUCUCAACUGCCUUGUGCUUUGCAGCAGCUCUGUGUGUUUAAGCUGAAGUUGGGAAAUUGCUUUAUAGCAGGACUUACAUUGCAUAUAGAUGCCCUGAGUUCUCAAAUUGAGUGGCUGUACUGUGGGUGACAUGGAUUUCUGUUGCUGCAGAUGCAGCAUUCUGCUUGCUUGGUCGUUAGGGAUAUGCUUGGUGUUUUGGAGAGUCACAGAAAUCAUUUAGCAGGCAUUCUGGACACACAAAGCAGCUGUUUGCCUCUGGGGGAGCUUGAAACUUAUGUCAACAUUUCACAUGACAUGGGGCUUGAUGAGCUCAGCCACUGAGCUCAAAGCCAAGUUCAGCCUGGGACAGAGUAAAAAGUACUGUUGAGGCAAAAUAGUUUCAUCAAGGGUAAAAAAGAAAAGAAAAAAAUUAAAUACUCUCUACACCUUCUUCUGAAACAUUGCUUUACUGCUGUAAUCCCAGCCCUCUGUGAACUGAGACUAGGCACUGAAAAGGUUCUUCUCCUGGAGGUUCUUGUUUCCCCUUCCUUCUUUACUUUUUGUGUUCAUGUGCUCUGCAGUUUUUCCUUUUAUUUCUUCUCUUUUUUCCCCCCUCUCUUCUGUCAGUACUUUGCCUCCUCAGGACAUUCUAAACUCUGGUUUACAAAGACUGUUCUUGUUGUCCUGGCUUUCUGCACCCUUUCCUGGUUGGUUUUCUAUGUACUAAUCAUAACCUUCACAAAUUACUAGAAACAUGUGAAGCUAGAAACAAGGUGCUUAUCUCUUCUUCUGACAUCCCAGCAGCUUUUAUUUUAAGUGAAUAUUUUCUUCCUUACAUUUUGGUUGUGGGGAUUUUCCUCUGUUUUCUGGCAGCUUUGUUUUUAUUUCAGCUGCUUGGGGUGAUUCCUCUCUGCCUUUUCUCUUAGUACCAAAGGCCACUGGUUUGACCUCUCCUCUUUCCUUCAUAUUUGACCAAAGGGUGUCAGAUCACCCUCAGGCUGAUAUACAGUGACAGCUCAUUUUCUUGCUUUUCUUCACCUCAUAUUCUUAUUUCUGUUUUUCUGUCUAGUUUAUGCUUUGUGCAUUAACUGAGAUACAACUACUAUGAAUUUUCUGUGGCUGUGCUGUCCUUCCUUGCCAAUUGACACUUCCCCAAGUUCUCAGUUGCUGCUGGAAGUCUCAGUGUUUCCUUUCAUAAUGGAUUUUUCCCUGAAACCUUACAGAUGUUUGUUGCUUCACGUCUACGAGCUUCUUUGUUUACAUUUUAUGAAAAAUGCUGGUGCUUAGACUUAAGUUUGUGCCUUGAUUUUUAUAUCAUCCCUGACCUGUUCUUCCAGAAUCAUCACCUUGGUGAGCAAACCUAGUUAAGGAUUAUAGUUAUCUACUUUUUUUGCACUACCUCAUUGUUACAAUGUUCCUCCUCUUAUCUGUGAAGUUGGUUAAACUGCUCUCUUAAUUAAUGAAUUAUUUGUUGGUUCUUCAUUUGUUUCCUACUUUCCUGUCCACCUUUCCAUUAUUUCCAAGCUGCUUCCUAAUACUGCUGCUUCCUCUUCCACAACUUCAGAUCUUCCAAAAGGUCUUCCUUUUCCCACUUUUACUGGCAUUGUGUAUUUUUAAGAUGCAUUAUUAAAAUGGUAUCUUACGGAUUUUGUCUCUUUCAAGCAUUGUGAUUGUGAUGAAGCAAGUGGUCCUGUAGGUGUGUUGUCACUUGCUUGUUCAAUACUUCAGAUAAUGUGGCUCUUUAAAUAAAAUUGAAUGUCGUGUUCUGAAA
This is a messenger RNA of Prinia subflava (tawny-flanked prinia), 4020 nucleotides long. It is a transcript of the gene LSM11, whose product is annotated as LSM11, U7 small nuclear RNA associated. NCBI's taxonomy places the organism in Eukaryota, Metazoa, Chordata, Aves, Passeriformes, Cisticolidae. Gene Ontology annotation, molecular function: U7 snRNA binding. The record is from RefSeq and is a predicted model, not a curated record. Gene Ontology annotation, biological process: mRNA 3'-end processing by stem-loop binding and cleavage. The transcript has 4 exons. The coding region runs from base 36 to 1052 and encodes 338 amino acids. Gene Ontology annotation, cellular component: U7 snRNP.